This is a messenger RNA of Theileria equi strain WA, 1010 nucleotides long. RefSeq lists its product as hypothetical. Bases 129 to 1010 code for a protein of 293 amino acids. The transcript is spliced from 5 exons. NCBI's taxonomy places the organism in Eukaryota, Apicomplexa, Aconoidasida, Piroplasmida, Theileriidae. The record is from RefSeq and is a predicted model, not a curated record.
AUUAUUAAUUAUUUCUUCUAAAAUUAGAGUGACAAUCACACGUCAUUAAAACUCUACAUAAUGUGUGUACUAAGUAGUACUUAUGACACCUUGUAACUUUGAGAUUAAUUAUUAUUUCAACAUUGGCUAUGUUUGGAGGAGUGAAUCAAGAUUCUUUUGGAGCAAAUUGGGGUUUCCGCGAUUUUAAUCAAUAUGAUGAUAAUGUCGAAGGAGGAUUUUUAGAUGAGGACGUAUCCAAUUUCAUCACCGACGAUGUAUCAAGUAAAAAUAAAAGUGAAAAUGUUCAAAAAAAAACCUUCAUGCCCCUGAAAAUAAGUAUGAUACAUAAUGCGUGGAAAAGCGGGGGAAGCUUUUUAAAUGUCUUUGGAUAUCAGUUAGAGAUUAUAAAGAUAGUUGGACGUAUAAAAGAAACGAAGUCUACAGACCAAGAAACUACAUUUGUUGUUGAUGAUGGUAGUGGAAAAGUUGACUGUAUUUAUAUGCAUCCUGGAGACAUUAGCGAAUGGAGAAAGAGAUUUCUUAGUAAUCUGGAUAAGAACAAGCAAUUGGUCAAAAUAUACGGGGGAUUUAAUCCAAUUUAUAGUACACAAGUUCCCACAAUUAUCAUUUACUCAAUUAAAGAAUUGAGUUCACCUGACGAAUCAAAACUCCAUGACUUAGACGUAAUAAAUGCGAUAUUAUUGAGUGAUGGAAAACACAAUCCCGAUGCGCUUAACAUACUUAACGAGAUGGAUGCUGUUCUUAAACAGUUUGAUAUUGUACAGCCAUCCAGGGCUGAUAGUCCAAAUUCAAUUACUUCCGCAAAUAUUGUCGCGUCAGCUAUGGAAAUUAUAGAUGGAAAGGUUCCUGCAAAUGAGCUGGCGUUGACAAAAUACAUUUCAUCAAUGUUAGCAAAUGAAACUAGAAACCAUAAUCCUAAUGGUUUACAUAUUUCGGAAAUCCUGAAAAGAUGUAAACAACAGCAUAGUUUUCAAUGUAAGAUUAUACAUCUAAGCGCUCAACGUACAUAA